Messenger RNA from Trichosurus vulpecula (common brushtail), 1470 nucleotides. It is a transcript of the gene TULP1, whose product is annotated as TUB like protein 1. Gene Ontology annotation, biological process: protein localization to cilium. The record is from RefSeq and is a predicted model, not a curated record. Bases 1 to 1470 code for a protein of 489 amino acids. Gene Ontology annotation, molecular function: actin filament binding. The transcript is spliced from 13 exons. Gene Ontology annotation, cellular component: cilium. Lineage: Eukaryota; Metazoa; Chordata; Mammalia; Diprotodontia; Phalangeridae.
AUGCCUCUGGAGGACAAUACCCUCCGAGAAGUCUGGGCCUCUGAAAGUGAGCUGGAGGAGGAAUCCGCAAUCCCUGAGCUGGAGACGCGCCCCAAACAGCGUCUCGCCGCAGGGCAGAAGCCAAAGAAGAAGCGGCCUGAACCCCAGGAGUGCCCCAGCCCGGCCGGAGCCAAACCCCGGAGAGGCGCAGCCGCAGGGCAAGAGGAAGAAGAAGAGGACGAUGAGGAGGAAGAGCAGGAAGAGAAAAAGAAAGAGAAAGUCUCUCUUUUAAAACCUUCAAAGAAAGUCCUCAAAGGGAAAGCAUAUGGAGACACAAAGGGAAAAGAGACCCAGCCCCAAGGAGAUCAGGGAAGCCCUGCUGUCCCCCAGAAAGCUGUCCGAAAUAAGAAGAAGGAAGCAGCAGAAGGAGCUUCAUUUGGGGAGGAGUCCAAGAUAAGAAAGGGCAAGAAGAAAGGAUCUGGUGAGGCUGCAAAGGACUCCACUGGGACACCUACUGGAAACAGAAAGAUGCCAGCAUCUAUGUUCCAGGCUGGAGGAGGUGGCCCCACGGAAAAACCAUUGAAGAAGAAAGCCUCCCCCAAAGUCCCAGAAGCUGAGAGUGAGGAGGAAGAGGCAACAACCAAGAACAGCAAUCGAAAGGGAAAAGGGAAAGGAAAAGGGAAGGUCCCAAAGAAGGAGGAGAGGCCCCCAUCACCCCCCAUUGAGGUGGAUGACCCCAAGGAGUUUGUGCUGCGCCCAGCACCACAGGGUAGGACUGUGCGGUGCCGGGUUACCCGUGACAAGAAGGGAAUGGACCGAGGAUUGUACCCCUCCUACUACCUGCACCUGGACAGUGACCGGAAGGUAUUCCUCCUAGCUGGCCGAAAAAGGAAACGCAGCAAGACGGCCAAUUAUCUCAUCUCUGUUGACCCUACUGACCUGUCCCGGGCAGGGGAAGACUUCAUUGGCAAGCUCAGGUCUAACCUUAUAGGGUCUCGAUUCACUGUGUUUGACAAUGGAAAGAAUCCCCAUCAUGGAGGGGCAGAUGUGGGGACCUACCGACAAGAACUGGCAGCUAUCAUCUAUGAGACCAACGUUCUGGGCUUCCGGGGGCCACGUCGAAUGACGGUCGUUAUCCCAGGGAUGAGCUCAGAAAAUGAGAGGAUCCCAAUCCGGCCUCGAAAUGCUAGUGAUGGGCUUCUGGUGCGCUGGCAGAACAAAACGAUGGAAAAUCUGAUAGAGCUACACAACAAGACACCCAUCUGGAAUGAAGAGAGUGGCUCCUACACCCUCAAUUUCCAAGGACGGGUCACCCAGGCCUCUGUCAAGAACUUCCAGAUUAUACAUUUGGAUGACCCUGACUAUAUUGUCCUGCAGUUUGGCCGGGUGUCAGAGGAUGCAUUCACUCUGGACUAUCGAUACCCACUUUGCGCCCUACAAGGCUUUGCUAUAGCCCUCUCCAGCUUUGAUGGGAAGCUGGCCUGCGAGUGA